This is a messenger RNA of Sporisorium graminicola, 3444 nucleotides long. RefSeq lists its product as uncharacterized. The record is from RefSeq and is a predicted model, not a curated record. NCBI's taxonomy places the organism in Eukaryota, Fungi, Basidiomycota, Ustilaginomycetes, Ustilaginales, Ustilaginaceae. The transcript has a single exon. The coding region runs from base 1 to 3444 and encodes 1147 amino acids.
AUGUCGCACACCGCUGCUGCUGUGGACGACGGUCAGCAGCCCUAUUUCUCUGCUCACGACACUGCAGAAAUGGACAGUUCCGCCUCCGAGAUCAUGGCGCCGCCAUCCUUGUCCAACAGUGGCGCCAACACGCCCGCACAUCUCAGCAGGCACAACUCGAUGAAGCUUAGCCUGCGCAACCUUGGUUCGACUCGCUCUCGCAGCACCUCUGUCGUUGACGGAGGUCUCUCCAUGACGCGCUACACACAGUCCGCAGAGUUGCCUGCGAUGCCACUUUCACCUGCCAUCUUGUCGACUCCCAAGGCUCAAGAUGCCACGGUCCGCAUGAUGCUGGCUCACAUGUACCGAACCGGUUUGCGUGAGGAGUGGCUCCACGAUACCGACACGGACGACGUACAGGAGGGUGUCUUCAUGCUGUGCGGUACGGCACGCCACGGAAUCUAUGCGCAUCCAGUCGAUGCCGAGCCAGAGACCGAGUGGGUCAAAGAGCUGCUGGUAUCCCUGCGGGCCUCUUGCGCCGUCGUUACCAAGCCUGUCAGCACGGACGAACUGCUCAAGCAUGUGCCUCUCCAUAGGACCAUCACGCUCGAGACUGGCGAAGAGAUUCCCAUCUUGGAUGACUUGUCGCAGGCUUCGAUGCUUGCGCCUACUUCUGGCUGCUUGCUGGUUCGAUCGACGGGAAUGGCUGUGUCGUACGGCAGCGCGAUGGACGUCUUGCACAUGGCACGUCAAUUCGACGCUGCUCUUGUCAGUGCCCUGUUCGCGUACACGGUGCAUGGUCUGCCCUCCUCGAUUCAGCUGGCAGCGACCGUUGCUCAACAGCAACAACACGACGCCGACAACGAGGCUCAAGCCAUCAUGCACCAACAGCCCGAUGCGCAGCAACGAGAAUGGCUCUCCAUGCUACCGCCCAGCGACAACGCUGACAAGGAAGCUGGAGGCGACAAGUCAACAGCCGCGGACGGUGACCAAGAUGCCGCUGUCGAGAAGAAGGUUGCCCCCGUCGUUCUCUUCGAUCAAGAAACGGGCGAGACAGUGCUGGAGCCGGAACGUAGCUCGACCCACGUCGCUGCUCUGCUCACCGGCCUUGGCGUCGCAAUCAACAUGGUGAUCAUGUCUCUUUUUGCCCGCGACGUGGUAGUCAACACGCUCGCGGAUAGCAACUACAUGAGAGCCGUUCUCCUCGUCGCCAUUGUGCCGCGUUUUCUAGUCGCUCAGUACUUUUGCGAUCACAUCAUCUUGAUCCUGGCCCAACUCAUCUUCCCAGUUUCGCAGAUGCAUCGCAACUCGCUCUACUAUUCCGGUUCGCCUAGUGCACCGCUUAACAAGGAUCACAAGCUGCCCCACUUCACCGUCCACAUGCCAUGCUACAAGGAAGGUCUGCAAACCGUGCUCGCCCCAAGUCUCAAGAGCGUCUUGGCUGCUGUGCACGCCUACCGGGCUCAGGGCGGCACUGCCAACGUCGUUAUUUCGGAGGACGGUCUUCGUCUGCUUAGCAAACAGGAGGCUGAAGAACGCGUCCGAUUCUACAACGCUAUGGGCUGCUCCUGGGUGGCACGACCCGCGGACGGCGAGAAUGGUUACAAGCGUCUCGGUCGUUUCAAGAAGGCGUCUAAUCUUAACUUUACCUACACACUGUCUCUGCGUCUCGAGCAAGUCAUCGACGAGCUGACCGCAACACGACAACAGCAACGCCUUGCCGGUCAGAUCAGCGAGAACCAAGCCCAAGACGGUACCGAGGCUGAGGACGAGGCUAUCUACGCCGAGGCUUUGCAACGCGUUCUGGACGAGUCCAACGGUCGCGCCUGGGCUACGGGAAACAUUCGCAUGGGAGAUUACAUCCUGCUGAUCGACUCGGACACGCGUGUUCCAGAGGACUGCCUCAUGCAGGCAGCUGCCGAGCUCGAGCGCUCGCCCGAUGUGGGUGCACUGCAGCACUGCUCUGGCAUCACCUACGUACAGCAUCAUUAUUUCGAACGCCUGCUUGGCUACUUUGUCGGUGUCUUUACCAACUUUAGCAUCUCGUGGGUCUGCUCCAACGGCGCCAUGGCUCCUCUGAUGGGUCACAACGUCUUUUUGCGAUGGACUGCAUUGCAGCAGGUGGCCGACAAGAAGCUUCUGGAGGAGGAACGCCAAAUCUUCUCGUCGCAGCAUGUGUCCGAGGACUACGAGCUGGCCAUGCGACUGCAGAUGGCUGGCUACUGUGUGCGAUGGGCAACGUACUCCAACCAGGCCUUCCGCGAGGGUGUCUCGCUCAACCCCACCGACGAAAAGGCACGUUGGCAAAAGUAUGCCUUUGGUGCUUGCGAAAUCCUCUUUAACCCCUUUGUGCGCUGGUACAAGGGACCGUUCACGUCGCUGUUUUGGCGCUUCAUGUGGUCGCGCAACGUGCGCACGGCUGGCAAGCUGAGCAUGUUGUCCUACCUUUUCUCCUACUUUGCCAUCGGCGUGUCUCUUCCGCUCACCGUGCUCAUGGCCGUGGUUCAAGGCCUGUUCUGGCCCACACUCGACACGUCAUUCAAGCCCGUCUUCGACACAUGGAUCUCGGUGAUAGUGGUGUUCAACUUGGCUGGUGCCCUCGGCUUGGUGACAGUGCGCGCUCGUGCUGGCCACAGCACAUUGCUGCAGUCUCUGUGGGAGGGAAUGAGGCAUUUGCCGGCUAUCGUCGUCUUUUUCUCUGGCAUCACCUACCAUGUUGCAGCUUCCAUCUUGGCCUACUUCUUCUCGGUUCGCAUGACCUGGCAAGCGACCAGCAAGGAUUUCCAGCAGACGUCGAUUCAGCAAGUUAUCCGUCGCUUCUGGCACUGCUACUUGACUAUGAUGCUGCUCUUGGUGCUCAGCGUUGUGGCGGUCAGUCCUUUGGUGCCGAUGGAGUGGCGUAUUGGUACAUUCACGAUUCUCUUCCCGCUCUUCCUGGCCAUCGUGAUGCACUUCCUCUUCCCCAUCCUGCUGGACCCCGGUAUCCUGCACAAGUUCCUUCCCCGAUAUUACGCUUCCAAGGCCAAGGCAGUCGAGCCAUCUCGCGCCUUCUUCUACGGCGCCAACGCCGAGAACGCCAAAGAGGGUCAGUUCCGCAUGACGUUUGACGACGAGAAGGCCGGCAUGCACGCCAAGUCGCCAAGUUCGUCGUUCACCGCCUCUUCGCCAUCGUUCGACUCGUUCACCGGCGGCUUUCACUCGCCCAACGGCAGUGCGAAGUACAUCAACUCGCUGCCUUACUCACCUACCUCGUCUGUUCACCACCAUCAUCACCGAGGCAGCAGCAUUGGCAUGCCCACCUCGCCCCCGGCAUCCAUGCACAGCAUGAGCGCUCGAUACGGCCUUCCUGAUACCAUGCAGCGCAUGCCUUCGUACUUCCAUUCGCGACCUGGCUGGCAGAAUUCGCGCCCUGAACAUGCUCCACGUGUGGCAUCGAGCGUUGCGACGUCUUCCUCUUUCCACUGA